Messenger RNA from Aspergillus calidoustus, 984 nucleotides. The record is from the annotation of a GenBank genome assembly. NCBI's taxonomy places the organism in Eukaryota, Fungi, Ascomycota, Eurotiomycetes, Eurotiales, Aspergillaceae.
AUGACCGACGAAACAUCACCGGCUGAAUAUGCCUUGACAGAUGAGCAAAAAGCCCAUUUCCUCCAACACGGCUACGUUCGUAUUCCCGGCUGCUUCACGCGCGAAAAGGCCGCAGAAUGGACGCGCGAUGUCUGGGUUCGCCUUGGCUACUCGCCCACCGACAAGUCAACCUGGACGAAAGAACGUAUUAAUAUGCCCCGCCACCGCGAAGAAUCAGUCCGCACUUUCGCUCCGAAAGCAUGGGCGGCCAUCUGUGAGUUGUGUGGCGGCGAGGACCGUGUCUCUGAGCAGUCGUCUACCUGGGGCGACGGGUUGAUUGUGAAUCUGGGUUCAUCCGAGUGGGAGAAUCAAUGGCCGGAUCCGAGGGAACUGGACAAUUGGCACGCUGACGGGGACUUUUUCGUCCAUUUUCUGGAUUCCCCGGAGCAGGCGCUGCUGGUUAUUCCGCUGUUUUCGGACAUCAAGCCACGGGGUGGUGGGACGAUGAUUUGCCCCGAGGCUAUACCAUUGAUUGCGAAACAUCUGUACGCACACCCGGAAGGAGUUUCUCCUUUGAUGGGCCCGCGAUCCGAAGGACCCCAGCCACCCGACACCGCUCUACGCUUCUAUAUCUCGCUCAUCCAGCAGUGUACCGACUUUCGCGAAAUGACCGGCGACAUCGGCGACGUUGUCCUCAUGCACCCUUUGAUGUGCCACUCGGCUUCACGGAACAGUCUGCGCAUACCGCGAAUCAUCACGAACCCGCCCGUGGGUCUAAAGGAACCCUUCAACUUUGAUCGAGAAGACCCAACCCAGUAUAGCUUGGUCGAGCGAAAGACACUCCUGGCGCUGGGGAAGAAUCGGCUUCAAGGGUGGAAAAUCACUGGGGAGCGCGAGAGGAUUGUCCCGGCGCGAAUGAAAGGGGCACUGGAGAUGAAAAGGCAGGAAGAGGAGCGGCUGCGGCAAGCUCAGGCUCAAGCUCAAGCUGCGCGUGCACCUAAUUGA